CUUCAGCUGCCACUUUGUUUUUCAACAUGUAGCUUCAGGGACAGUAGUGUCACUAUGACAUUGCCACUUAAAGGAGGUCAAUAUUUUGUAGGCUGUUAUACAUCAAUUUCUACAGAUUAAUAUUUGCUUGUUUUCUUCUUUUAAAUCUUCAAAUAGCACCAAUGGACUUCCUCGGACUCUUCGACCCAGCGAACUCUGAUGAGUUGGGAGAUGGUGGUGAGACCUUCACAGACCAGCUCCCACCAGAGCCACAGGUGGGGAAUGUGGAAUAUAAGCUGAAGUUAGUCAGCCCAUCUAAGCAGCGCUUUGAACAUCUUGUUACACAGAUGAAAUGGCGUCUGCGUGAGGGCCAGGGUGAAGCCAUUUAUGAAAUUGGUGUAGAAGAUAAUGGAGUUUUGGCAGGAUUGUCAGAUUAUGAAAUGUCUGCAAGCCUGCAGACACUUCAGCAGAUGGCUUUCAAGUUAGGUGCCACAACCACAAUACUGAGAGAGAGACUGAUUGAUAAUGAGAAUGGAAAUGGCAGAAAAGUAGCAGAGGUCCUUGUCAGAAAGGUACCUGAUGACCAACACAACAUUGAGGUACGUGUAGCUGUAAUGGGAAGUGCAGAUGCUGGAAAGUCAACGUUGCUUGGAGUACUCACCCAAGGACAGUUGGACAAUGGCAGAGGUUGUGCUCGGCUCAACAUGUUCCGUCAUCUCCACGAAGUACAGUCAGGAAGGACAUCAUCUAUAUCACAUGAAAUUCUUGGAUUUGAUUCACAGGGGCAGGUCAUAAACUACAGUGAGCUAAUGACAGCAGAGGAAAUCUGCGAGAGUUCCACAAAGCUGGUGACCUUUAUAGAUCUGGCAGGACACAGGAAGUACCUGCGCACCACGGUCUUGGGUCUCACUGGUUACUCUCCACAUCAUGUAAUGCUGGUGGUUAGCGGGAGUGCAGGCAUUGUUGGCAUGACCAAGGAACAUUUGGCACUUGCUCUUGCAUUGGAUGUUCCAUUUUUCAUUGUUGUGACUAAGAUUGAUCUUGCAUCACCUACUGCAACUGUCCGAUCACUUGAUUCAGUUCUGAAAUCCGUUGGCUGCCGAAAAGCUCCUAUUCUCAUACAAAAUGAAGAUGAUGUGAUUACUGCAAGCUCUAACCAGUUGGAGGGAAAUAUUGUACCAAUUUUCUGUGUAUCAAGUGUCACAGGUGAAGGCCUUGAACUGCUUACAAAAUUUCUGCAUGUCAUUCCACCAGGCAUUAGUCUUAAGGAGAAGGAACGUCUAGAACAGGAAUUGUGUGAAUUUCAAAUAGAUGAAACGUUUAGAGUACCAGAAGUGGGCACAGUUGUGGGUGGCCUCCUUACAAAGGGUGUUGUUACCGAAGGAACAAGAUUAAUUAUAGGUCCCUUUGAUGAUGGUGAGUUCUUGCCAGUAAUUGUGCAGUCGAUUCACCGCAACAAGGCCCCAUGUCGGGUAGUUCGAGCAAGCCAGAGUGCCUCUCUUGGUCUGAGUCGAGAGGUCAGUGGACUCAGGAGCGGCAUGGUACUCCUAAGUCCAGAUUCAGAUGCAUCUGGAUGCUAUUUCUUUCAGGCAACAGUUUACGUCUUAUUUCACACCACAGCAAUAUACAGAGGCUUCCAGACAACUGUCCACAUAGGAAACAUUCGCCAGACUGCUGUAAUAGUAGGUAUAAUGGGUGUUGGUGGUAUUCAUACGAAUGACAGAGCGUCUGUAUUGUUCAGGUUUGUGAGGCACCCAGAACAUGUUAGAGUUGGUAUGAGGCUACUUUUUAGAGAAGGUGUUACUAAGGGUAUUGGCAAGAUAACACAAGUAUUUCCAAUCCAACAGCAGUGAAACUUUUCUAUUGAAAUGUUUAAUUGAAAAUUGCAAAGAAACACCAAUUAACAAGUACUGAUUCACUUCCCAUAGAGUCAAAGAAGUGACAAUGAGACAAAAGAAAACUGCACGUCAUUUCAUUUAUAUAUACACACACAUUUUCGAGUGUGCUUUAUUAUUAUCUUUUCUCAUAAAUCAGUCUCUCUUAAAUAAAACAGUAGUAAAACCCACUGGUAGUAUUCUAUCAAUAUGGCUGUGAGACUGAGCUCUGAAAUGUGUGAGAUUCCGUGCAUUCUAAUUAUACAGAGCCAUAAGUUAUUUUUUAAUACUGUUUUGAGUUACUUAUGAAAUAUUAAAAUGCUUAUGAACCUUUCUCAUUUCGGCACUGAUCUUUAAUCAAGAGUACAAAAUGUCAUUUUAUAGAUACUGGACCUAAUGUAUUGUGCCAUUUAAAGACAUUUUCUUUUUUAGCCUUACUUGUACUGUCUUAGUAAUAGCAUUGUAUUUGUGAGACUGAGUUGCUUUUGUACAAAAUGGAGCAAUAGGACUUUGUUAAAUUUGACGGAGGCAUUCUUGAACAAUGAAGAUGCAUGUAUAGGUCUAAUUUUGGAUGUAUCAGUUCUGUGUAUGUUUUUGAAAAGAUCAUAUGUUUUUGUUUAUUCUAACUAGUAGUUCAGUAUCUCAUGAACAGUACUGGCUUUACUCCUUCGUGUUUUAAUAUUAAUAAUAAUCUUACAGAUGUACAUUUAAUUGUUAAAAACUUUCUUUGAACACUAUUCAUUAGUAAAGCCCCUCUAACACAUAAUAUAAUAACAAAGUGUUGUGCAAAGUAAAUCUCUUUUUAUUAGAGCACUAUAGUCAAGGUUAUCAAAACUCAUCUUCUUUAAUAUGACUUUCUGUAACUAUGAUAGAGACACAUAAAAAAUAUUGCAAUUAAAGUUGAGAAAAUUCCAUUGCUUGGGCAUUACAUAGUUUAUUACACGGGAAAGGCUAUUAGUUUCACUAUAAGUUAUUCCAAAAGUAUAGAUUAUAUACUACAGAGAUAUAGUUACUGUUUUACUAUUUAAUUUUCUUGUGACAAGUUUUAAUAGUCACUCAGCCCUUUCACGAGACACAUUUUCUUCUGUCUUUGUCCUGAUCUGAUUUCAGUGUCAUUGUGUUGUUUUUGCUUCUGCAGUAUUCCAGUCAGUGAUAUUUACCUAUGAAAAAUUAAAAAUAUCCAAUAUUUCAUUGACUGUGAAUUUUAUGCAUUCUCAUAAUGAAGAGUAAAAUGCAGUAUGAAUGAAGGAAAGUUUGUGUUGUAUGUGAAAAAUUAUCAUAUUUUGACAAUCUGAGUCAUCAGAAAUAUGAUUUUGUUUACUUUUAGAAAGCUUAGACUAUUUGUUAUUUAUGUUCAUGGUGUAAGUUCAUAAUAAGGAUGUUUACUUUUCUGGGAAAGAUAUUCCUCUGUAUUGUAAAAGUGAUGAAAUGACUCGUUAACAGUUGUGUACUUGUGAAAGUUUCCACUCUAAUAGAUAAUCUCUGAUCAAUGCUGCCUGUAGUUACUAUAGUGAAAGUGCUUUGCAGAAAAGUAAUUUUCCUGAAAAUGGAAUUGCUUUUGAAAUGCAUACAAAAUACCAUAAUAUUAAUGUAUGUGCAACAUAAUCUUGAUUGCGAAUUUCAAACAACAAUACCAUCAAACAGGAAAGAUGCUAUCCCAGUAAUAGAGUCGUCAAGUUAGGGAAGAAAAGAAAUUCACAGUAGUAAUUCAUCUUGUAGGCAACGGAUUAUGGAUGGAAUGUAAGUACAAACAAAUCCAUUCUAGCCUUUCAUAUAAAAUCUCUCUGAUGUUCCUCUACCAUGUCUGUAUCUUCAUAGUAACAUGUGUGUUAUACCACCUCUGAUUUUGUCACUGAAGAUCAGUAGUGGUUUUUUUGUAUUGAUGUUGUGUGAAUGAAGGCUUCUUUUGUUAAAAUAAUACAGUCAUUUCUUUGAUGGUGAUGUUGUUUGAAAUAAUUAAUGAAGCAUUUUAUAAAUGCUGGAUAUAACAGAUUUGAAAAUCAUAAGAAAUAUGAUUUCAUAACACUUUAAAUAUAUGUUAUAAUUGUGUGCAAAUUUUUUGUAUAAUUUGAGUACUGUGAGUUAUAUUUAAUUUCCAUUUGCGGUCCCAUUUCAAACUGCAUGGACAGAAAGUGAAAUGUGCUGCCAGUGAAGAUUUAGCUCUUUGACAUCUCUAUUCAUGAAAAUGAGUUGUAUAUUAUAUGUCAUAAAUUUUACAUUGUGUACUUAAUGCUUUUAUGUUUGGAUUCUUGGACUCCAGCCAAAUCUAUGUCUCUUUCUUUGAUAAUGCUGGUAAACUUUAUGUAUGGUGAAAGUCUUAUUCUUUUCUAUAUUUUUGAAAUACGUGUAUAGGUGCAGUGUAAUAAUGAUACAGCUCAAGGAAUCAACAUUUUCUGCAGAACAUAUUGUAAUAAUUGUUUCUAGGUCUUUUGUUUAAAAUAUGAUUUCAUAUAUUUCAUUUCACCCCAUGUACCUGUAUGGAGAACAUAUUUUGUAUAUAUUAUGUACAUUUUUGUUGCACAGUUGUAAGUCAAUCAUUAAUGUGUAAAUGUGUUAUAUUGUGUGCAUGUGUAAAUAUUAGUUUGACUCAUUACAUGCCAUUUUCAAUAAUUGCUGAAACACACACAUCUUUUGUAUCAUGCUGUGUGCUGUCACAAGAGCAAAGAAAGUACUGUAUCUGAUUACUUGUCAGUCUGUGUAGUAACUGAUGUAUCAUCAUCUUGCUCCAGGCUUUUGAUUGCAUUAUAAUAAAUUAAGCUAGUAAAUACUCUCUUUGUUUCAUUCUCAGUGCCAUGUUGUUCUACUGAGAAUGUCAUUUACAUGUUCACUCAGCAGAUUUUACAAGCAUUAAAUAAUAAAAUAGUGCUGGUUGGCAUUUUCUGUGACCUGUCUAAGGCAUUUGACUGUGUGUGUCACUGUACUCUCAUAAAUAAAUUUAAGUUUUAUGUGAU
Molecule: messenger RNA, 4804 nt
Organism: Schistocerca cancellata (South American locust)
Lineage: Eukaryota; Metazoa; Arthropoda; Insecta; Orthoptera; Acrididae
Product: GTP-binding protein 2
Exons: 9
Coding region: 162-1832 (556 amino acids)
Biological process (GO): translational elongation
Molecular function (GO): GTPase activity; translation elongation factor activity; GTP binding
Source: RefSeq, a predicted model, not a curated record